AUGGAUAGUCUUCAUCCUGACUCAGCUGCAGCCAUGACAGCUCACCGUCGUGAGGCGGUUCGUCUUGCCCGGGAACAACAGCGAGCAGUUGAGGAGAAGUGCAAAAGAUCCAAGCAGCUUGAGCCUGACUAUGCUUUUGAUGAGUUGAUCGGUAAAGGUAGCUUUGGUAGAGUGUACAAAGGACGUCAACUUUCCACUUCCAAGGUUGUUGCUAUCAAAGUCCUUGACGUCGAUGAAGCGGAUUUUCAUGCCUUUGGCGAUCAUAAGGACGAACAGAUCCGAGACUUCAACCGAGAAAUCAGGAUCCUGCGGCAAGCUCAAGAGAGUGGAGCAGAAAACCUCAACCAAAUGAUCGAAGCUUUGCCCGUGCAUAGUCAACUGUGGCUGGUUUGUGAAUACUGCCCUGGCGGCAGUGUCAAGACCCUGAUGCGAGCUACCAACGACAGACUUUCUGAAAAGUACAUCAUAAUUGUCGCACGGGAAUUAGCAAAGGCUCUGAAAGGUCUUCAUGAAGCAGGCAUCAUGCACAGGGAUGUUAAAGCUGCCAAUGUUCUCAUCCACCAAGAAGGUCGCCUUGAACUGUGUGACUUCGGGGUUGCCACAAUCCUUGAUACGCAAACAGACAAGCGAAAGACAUUCAUAGGAACUCUGCACUGGAUGCCACCGGAGCUGUGGACGGAAAAUCCAGAGUAUUCAGAUGAGGUCGACGUGUGGGAAUACGGCUGCACAAUCUACGAAUGUGCAAUGGGACGGCCGCCGAACAGCGAUCUACGCGAACGUCAACAACUCAAGAUGAGGAUGAGACGCCUGAAGCAGGCAAUCUCUCUCCCAGAAAAUGAGACUUUCAGUGACGGUCUACGCUCACUCGUCUCGUAUUCACUUACUCCUGAUGCUACUACGCGACCAUCGAUGAAGGAUGUUUUACAACACGAUUUCCUGCGAGACACGGAAGAAACGCACCCAACACACAUGCUCACCGAGCUCGUUCAAACGUAUUAUGCAUGGCUGUUCAGUGGCGGCCAGAGAAUCUCUCUGUUCAUGCCCGGUGGCGCAGCGGCUGCUUCUACCCAGGAUCCCGACGCCGACAUUGACUCUGACGACGAAUGGAACUUUAGCAUGACUCAAGAUUUCGAAAAACGCGUCUCUGCAAUCUUGGAGAUACCCGAUUUCUCGAAUUUAUCUCCCAAUGAAAUCAUGACCGGAGAAGAAACACCCAAAGGCUUGACCAGACCCAGCGGUCUUUCACCCCCAAAGGAGAUGACAGCAGCUCAAAAGGCCAACUUUGAAGCCCGCGUCAAACGAGGAGCAGACCUCUCCAACCUUUUUGACCAGAACAAGCCUGCAUACGAAUACAAGACCAAGACCGAUUUCAUUCCGAUCCCGGAACAACGUCGAAUAUCCGACUUACCAUUUCGAGCAAUGGCAGAAGACCGGCCCAGCUCUAUCGCAUCCAACGUCAUUGAUCUCGGAGACUUUGAUGAAGCCGACUACGCAGUCGCAGCUGCCCCAAGAACUGACGACAAAAUCCAGACCGCUUACGCUGCGACGCCCAUGAAAGAAGAGACCAUCAGACUUGCGGAUGCAUCUACACUUCGAGAGAAGCGGGCCAAUUCUAAAGGCCCCCGAGAUCCCAAUACCCAAUCUCUUACCGCCAGAAGAGCCUCAUCCGCAGAGGUUGUUGCACCGCCAAGCACGUCCGCGCAUGACUUUGCGAUGUCUCAAGAGGAAUGGACUGUUAAGAACAGAACAAAAGCCCCUGAGCUGCAAGAGCCGGCUGAAAUCACAUCUUCCCGACCCGGUCACGCGACAAUGGACUGGUCCUUUGCAAGCGCGAUGUCCGAGGCUGCAAUGACCAUCCCACAAAUCAACGUCCCAUCCGAAGAAGAUUCAACUGGCAGUCAUGAUAUCCCAGGCCCACCAGAAGAGGGGGUCGAGGUAGGAGGUAAUCUUGACCAAAAAACCAAGAAACACAACACAAUGGACUGGUCUUUCUCUUCCGCCAUGGCUGAAGCAAAAGUUGCCGACGACUAUGAAGAGCAAGAAAUCGUGGAAUCGUCUCCUCCAUCCGCCACUUUUACAUCCCAGAAGCCUGCCACCGCGUCUAGACCGACACCUACUCGUCCAGCCCCGUUAGCUCGCCAAAUGACCAUGCCGGUCACGAUCGGCGACUUUGUACAAGCUGAAGAACAGGAGAUCCCUCGACCCUCGACGGCACUAUCUGAAGCGUACAGUGACGUUUCAGCCUCGUCCACGGACGUGGAUCCCUUCGGCCUUGAGCGCGACGAUGACGAUGGAGAUCAUCCGGGGCCUGCAACGAUGGAUGAAGACGUCAACAUGGGUGGGUUUUACUCGGGGAGAGGAAGGACGAUGCUCUCCGGGUAUUCCUCGGCAACAACCACGCCAUUGACGGCAUCCGGCCCGCGUCCGGCUCCUUAUGCUUUGGGACGACCGGCGCGUAUUGGCGAAGACGGCUUUCCUGGCCCAAGCCACUCCCACCCAGCAGCAACCAACAUGCACCGGGCCUCGAAUUCUUCUGUCACGUCGAAUGUAACGGCGAUUCCGGCGGGUGGUGUGCACGGCCCCCUCGUCGCCUUCGUCCCGCCUGCAUCUCCUCCCAGCACGGCUGCGAUGUCCGCCAACGCCUCGAAUGAGGAGGUUGAGGUGGAGUUGAUGCGCCUGCUGGAGGGGAUGCAGGGGACGUUGAACGCGGCGAGGGAGGUCGUGGGUGGGCUUGAGAGGAGGAGAGCGAGGGGGGAGGAGGAAGAAUGGGUGUCUGAGGAGGAAUAA
Fonsecaea multimorphosa CBS 102226 is the source of this 2787-nucleotide messenger RNA. RefSeq lists its product as uncharacterized. The record is from RefSeq and is a predicted model, not a curated record. The coding region runs from base 1 to 2787 and encodes 928 amino acids. Gene Ontology annotation, molecular function: ATP binding; protein kinase activity. Gene Ontology annotation, biological process: protein phosphorylation. Lineage: Eukaryota; Fungi; Ascomycota; Eurotiomycetes; Chaetothyriales; Herpotrichiellaceae. The transcript has 5 exons.